AUGGCUGCUGUCAGAGACUACAAAACCGCUUUACAACACUUAGAAUCUUUUGAAAGAAAGGAUGGUUUAUCUGUCGAGGAAUUAAUGGAUUCCCAGACCAGAGGUGGUUUGACUUACAACGAUUUCUUGAUCUUACCAGGUUUGGUUGAUUUCCCUUCUCAUGAAGUCAAAUUGCAAACUAAGUUGACCAAGAAAAUCAGUUUGAACACUCCAUUUGUUUCCUCUCCAAUGGAUACUGUUACUGAAGCUGAUAUGGCUAUUCACAUGGCUUUGUUGGGUGGUAUCGGUAUCAUUCACCACAACUGUCCUGCUGAUGAACAAGCUGCUAUGGUUAGAAAGGUUAAGACUUAUGAAAAUGGUUUCAUUAACUCUCCUGUCGUCAUUGCUCCAACCACUACUAUUGGUGAAGUUAGAAGGAUGAAGGAAGAAUAUGGAUUCUCUGGUUUCCCAGUGACUGAAAAUGGUCAAUUCCCAGGUAAAUUGUUAGGUUUAAUUACCUCUCGUGAUACCCAAUUCCUUGAAGAUGAUACUAUUCCAGUUUCUGAAAUUAUGACUAAAAAUCCAGUCACUUCUCUACAUGGUAUUACUCUUUCUGAAGGUAAUGAAAUCUUGAAGAAGACCAAGAAGGGUAAACUAUUGGUUAUUGAUGAAGCUGGUAACUUAGUCUCUAUGUUAUCAAGAGCUGAUUUAUUGAAGAAUCAAGAUUACCCAUUGGCCUCCAAGUCUGCUACUACCAAGCAAUUGCUAUGUGGUGCUUCCAUUGGUACUAUCGAUACUGAUAGAAUCAGAUUAGCUAAAUUGGUUCAAGCCGGUUUAGAUGUUGUUGUCAUUGACUCUUCUCAAGGUAACUCUAUCUUCCAAUUGAACUUGAUUAAGCACAUUAAAGAGACUUAUCCAGAUCUGGAAGUCAUUGCUGGUAACGUUGUUACUAGAGAACAAGCUGCCAAUUUGAUUGCUGCUGGUUGUGAUGGUCUAAGAAUCGGUAUGGGUUCUGGUUCCAUUUGUAUCACACAAGAAGUUAUGGCAUGUGGUAGACCACAAGGUACUGCCGUCUAUAAUGUUUGUCAAUUUGCUAACCAAUUCGGUGUCCCAUGUAUGGCCGAUGGUGGUAUUGGUAACAUUGGACAUAUUGUGAAGGCCAUUGCAUUGGGUGCUUCCACUGUUAUGAUGGGUGGUUUACUUGCUGGUACAACUGAAACUCCAGGUGACUACUACUUCAGAGAUGGUAAGAGAUUGAAGUCCUACCGUGGUAUGGGUUCUGUCGAUGCUAUGCAAAAGGGUGCUGCUUCUGCUUCUCGUUAUUUCUCUGAAGCUGAUAAGGUGUUUGUUGCUCAAGGUGUUGCUGGUUCCGUUGUUGACAAGGGUUCCAUCAAGAAGUUCUUACCAUACUUGUACAAUGGGUUACAACAUUCUUGUCAAGAUAUUGGUGUUAGAUCUACUCAAGCUUUGAUUACUGAAGCUCAGAACGGUAAUGUUAGAUUUGAAUUCAGAACUGCUUCUGCUCAAUUGGAAGGUGGUAUUAACAACUUGCAUUCUUAUGAAAAGCGUUUACAUAAUUAA
Naumovozyma castellii is the source of this 1560-nucleotide messenger RNA. It is a transcript of the gene IMD4, whose product is annotated as IMP dehydrogenase IMD4. Lineage: Eukaryota; Fungi; Ascomycota; Saccharomycetes; Saccharomycetales; Saccharomycetaceae. The coding region runs from base 1 to 1560 and encodes 519 amino acids. The record is from RefSeq and is a predicted model, not a curated record. The transcript has 2 exons.